GAACCUCUCUUCCAUGUAAGGAGAAGGCACAAAACUUCUGAGACUGAACACAAGUCGCCCUUGCUGAUUGAUUAAAACCAUUUCCAACACCCCACUGACACACUUAUCGUCAUCCAUACUCUAUUUGCUUCCUAUUUUUUCAACAUCAUCAAUCAACCACCAUUAUUUUAACAUUUUUACACAUCCUUUAUUCUAAUUUCUAUUUAAUAAUCCAUUAGGUCGCUUUUUCUUCAACGUUACUACUACAGCAUCAACCUACCGUAUUUUUCAAUUUCACAGCUCCAAUACUAAUUAAUUUUCCACAUAAAAAAUAAACAAACUCCGUGCACUCAACUCAACUCUCUUCUUUUAUCUCCCCACCAUGGCGUCACUAACAAGUGUUUACCAAAUCCAAUCAUCAUCCUUUCUUUAUUAUAAAAACAAGAAGCCCCAAUUCUCAAUUUCACAACCAAUUUCCAUUUUCUUCUCACCAAGGACAUCAUUGGAGUUUCGCAGGAUGCCUAGGAAAGAAGGUGUGAUUGUGUUAGCGACGACGGAGGCAGCAGAGAAGUCGAAGAAGAGGCAUCCGGGUGAGUCGAAGGGGUUUGUGGAGGAGAUGAGGUUUGUGGCUAUGAGGUUGCAUACGAGGGACCAGGCUAAGGAAGGUGAAAAAGAGGUUAAACAACCUGAGGAGAGAGCUGUUACCAAGUGGGAACCUACUGUUGAUGGUUACUUGAGGUUCCUUAUUGAUAGCAAGGUUGUUUAUGAUACGCUCGAGAAGAUCGUUCAACAGGCUUCUUAUCCUUAUUAUGCUGAAUUCAAAAAUACUGGACUGGAAAGGUCUGCAAGUUUGGCCAAAGAUUUGGAGUGGUUCAAGGAGCAAGGUUAUACUAUUCCCGAACCUUCAUCUCCUGGUCUUGCUUAUGCACAUUAUCUUACAGAUUUAUCUCAGAAUGACCCCCAAGCCUUCAUUUGCCACUUUUACAACAUCUACUUUGCACAUUCAGCUGGUGGUCGAAUGAUUGGGAAAAAGAUUGCUGAUCAGUUACUUAACAACAAGGCUUUGGAGUUCUAUAAAUGGGAUGGUGACCUUUCCCAGUUGUUGCAGAACGUGAGGGACAAACUGAAUAAAGUUGCUCAAGUAUGUUUCCUGAAAACUCUUGAUUAUUUUGGGGCAAGGAAUGGACUCGUGAAGAGAAGAAUCAUUGUCUGGAAGAAACAGAAAAGUCAUUCAAAUUAUCAGGAGAGAUUCUGCGUCUAAUUCUAUCAUGAUAAUAAGGGCUCAGCUAUCUGUGUAAUUAAUUAUGUGUGUUGAAGUGCAUGGCAGGAGCCAAUGCCAAUAGCAUUGUGUCAUCUUAUGUAUAUAAAAAGUAUGUAUAUGUUUAAUUAAUUUUCAAUUCGCAAAGGAAUAAUAGAACUCAUGUUAAAAUGAAGCAGCAUUUUGUUGAUUAUUGAUAUUUUUCUCAAGUGGUUCUUA
Molecule: messenger RNA, 1456 nt
Organism: Cicer arietinum (chickpea)
Lineage: Eukaryota; Viridiplantae; Streptophyta; Magnoliopsida; Fabales; Fabaceae
Product: heme oxygenase 1, chloroplastic-like
Biological process (GO): phytochromobilin biosynthetic process; heme oxidation
Molecular function (GO): heme oxygenase (decyclizing) activity
Source: RefSeq, a predicted model, not a curated record